UCAAGAACAAGUAGGUGAGUUUUGUGAUUUUAGACAGAGAAACUGAACUCUUAUAGAGGGAAACACAAAGGAAUGGUUUGAAAAAUGAGAUUAAGCAUAUUCCAAGCAAAACCCAGAUACUAAAAAUAUAUAUAUAUAUUGUUGAGCUUGUGAGGUGAUUAUUUUGGGCCAAAAAAUUCAAGGAAAGAAGAAGAAAUAUGGAUUGCUAGCUAGCUUGCAUGUACGGAUGAUGAUGAAUGUUUUUGUUUUUUAUUUGGAAGGUAUUGAUCACAUGGGGAUGCCUUCUGAUAUGAGCAGCUUCCAAUGUUAACCCCUACAAUAGGUUUUGAAUGUCAUAAAACCAUUAAAGUAAGUUUUGUCUACUUUAAGGUCAUUUAUCUGAAUCCAUUCAUCUAAAAGAGGUACUUUUCAAGAUUCAAGCCUUACAAAUACGAUUGUUCACUAGCUAGCUAUAUACAGAAAUGGACAUGGGCGUUAAAAUACAACGGUUUUGUAUUACAGACCUUCAUGAUGAAUAUUUAUAUUUGAUCUUUGGAAAAUUAGAUAAAAGUGUUGAUCGAGAAGCUUUUGGCCUAACAUGUCACCGUUUUCUCGAUAUUCAAAAUUCAAGUCGUAAAUGUUUGAAAUUUGGAACCUUGACUCAGUCAAAUCGGUCAAAAAGGAAGGUGAUGAUUGAUUCCUCUAAGCUUGAUAGUUUGCUAAAGCGGUUUAGGCAAUUAGAGUUUUUAUCCUUGAAGGGAUGCAUAGAUGUUUCCGAUUUAGGUUUAACACAGUUGCAAAUUUGUGGCUCUAAAUUGCACACUCUGAAGCUUGAUUAUCGUUCUGAUAUCACCAACAAAGGACUUUCCUAUGUUGCUUCUGGAUGUCCAUUGUUGUCUGUAAUCAGCCUCUUUGGUUCUAAAAUCACCGAUUUAGGCUUAAAAAGUUUAAAAUCCUGCAAGCAUUUGAAAGAAGUGGAUCUUGCUUGCUGUGACAAGAUAAGCGACAGUGGAAUUCAAUCUCUCAUCCAAAGUGGUCAACUUAGAACAUUGGAUGUAUCUAUGUGCUUUAAAAUUACUGAUAUAGCCUUCCAAGGGCGUUCUAUAACAUUAGAAGAAGUCGAUAUUUCUUACUGUGACAAGAUAACUGAUAGUGGAAUUCGAUCUCUCAUUCAAGGUUAUCCUCAACUUAGAACAUUAAAUAUAUCUAAGUGCUGUAAAAUUACUGGUAUAGGUUUCCAAGGGUGUUCACCAACAUUGGCUUGUGUCAUAGCCUAUAAGUGUGUGCUUAGUUCAACAGGUAUUGCUGAAAUGUUAAGUGGAGGUGGUUUUAAGUAUCUAAGUUUUGCAUGUUUCAAAUGCAUAGAGGGAAAUGGACUGGCAACUAUUGGUUCAGGACUUGCUCCAAAUCUUAAAGUCCUUGAUUUUCAUAAUUGUGACUUUGUUACUGAUGAUGUUAUCUUAAGUAUCUCACAAGGGUGUCCUUCACUGCAAGAAUGGAAUCUGUCCUAUUGUGGCUACAUUAGUACUUCUGGCUAUGAUCCAAUUGGCUUGUAUUGUCAAAAACAGAUGUUAUAG
Messenger RNA from Erigeron canadensis, 1556 nucleotides. Its product is annotated as F-box/LRR-repeat protein 12-like. Gene Ontology annotation, biological process: SCF-dependent proteasomal ubiquitin-dependent protein catabolic process. Gene Ontology annotation, cellular component: SCF ubiquitin ligase complex. NCBI's taxonomy places the organism in Eukaryota, Viridiplantae, Streptophyta, Magnoliopsida, Asterales, Asteraceae. Gene Ontology annotation, molecular function: protein binding. The transcript has 2 exons. The record is from RefSeq and is a predicted model, not a curated record. The coding region runs from base 462 to 1556 and encodes 364 amino acids.